CUUAAAUACUCAUGUGAAAAGUGGUAAAAUCAUUAGUUAUGCUGACGACACAACCAUUGUGGUAGCAAGAGACUCCCUCUUGGAUUUAAAGCUAACAGCUCAAACUGCAAAUGAACAAUUUAAAAACUGGUGUAACUCGAAUCAAUUAGUUCUAAAUACUAACAAAACUGUUUGUAUGUAUUUUGGUAAAUCCAAGCAGGAAAUUAUGUCUUCCACUCCUAACGUUAGCCUGUAUACCAAGUUUUUAGGUACCCUUAUUGACGACGAUCUAUCAUGGACUCAUCACAUUGCUCAUGUCUGCAAAAAACUGAGUCAAGCAUAUUAUAUAUUACUUAAGCUAAAAUCAUGUGUUGAUAAAGACGCUUUACGGACUGUGUACUAUGCCCUUGCAUAUCCGCACCUAUCAUACAAUGUCAUGGUGUGGGGUGCCGCGGUGGAGAGAAAUAGAGUUUUUAUGUUACAAAAAAGGCUGAUACGACUAAUUUAUGAUGUAAAGCCUAAAACAUCACAUAAAGAUACCUUCAUCAAGAAUCGUAUUCUGACAUUCCCGAGUAUUUACAUUUACAAAUUAUGUAUGUUUGUAAAUGCAAAUAGACACGAGAACUAUUUUCUUCCACUAGGUGACAAUCACACUUACUCCACCCGAAACUCUCAAGUAUUGACCGUCCCAGUCCAUUUUACAGCCAAAUAUGAAAGAAGUCCAUUAUACAAUUGUGUAAAGGCAUUUAAUGCACUUCCUUCAGAUAUUAGAAAAAUUAAAAAUAAAAAUAAAUUUAAAGCUGCACUUAAAAACUACCUAAUGGACCAAUGUUUUUACAAGGCAACUGACAUGUACAUGUGAUAGAAUAUGUGAUAUAAUAUUUAUAUUUUGUUCUUUUGUAAUUUUUAUGUAUAUGUGUGUUUUUUACCAAACUUUCA
Messenger RNA from Photinus pyralis (common eastern firefly), 918 nucleotides. RefSeq lists its product as uncharacterized. Lineage: Eukaryota; Metazoa; Arthropoda; Insecta; Coleoptera; Lampyridae. The record is from RefSeq and is a predicted model, not a curated record.